AUGUCAAAUGAUACUCCUAAAGCUAAAUUAAAAUUUAAUAAAAAUAUCAUUUCUACAACUGAAAAUCCGAUACCAACUCCAGAAUUAUUAAAUCGAUUAACUAUCUUACACGAUGAGCUAAUGAGUUUAGUACAAGAUCAAGUUGAUAUUUAUUCCUUAGAAAAAUAUAGAAUUGAUUUAAUAAAUAAGAAGCUUCUAAAACAUCGAGAUCUAGGUGUACGCUCAUUUACAGCAUGUUGUAUCAGUGAUAUUUUAAGACUAUAUGCUCCAGAUGCUCCUUUUACACAACAACAACUUACCGAUUAUUUCAAAUUAGUUAUAAGCCAAUUUAAACUACUAGGUGAUAAUGAAAAUAAUGGUUUUAUUAUCCAACAAACUUAUUUAAUUACGAGACUAUUAGAAUUUAGAUCUAUCGUUCUAAUCACAGAUUUACCAAAUUCUUUACAAUUAAUUGAACAAGUUUUUCAAAUUUUUUAUAAUGACUCGUUAAAAUUUCCGAUUAAAUUGUAUAAUGUACUUGGAGGUAUAUUGGGUGAAAUAAUUUCUGAAUUUGAGAAUUUACCAAUGAGUAUCUUAAAAUUAAUAUUCAAUAAGAUUUUAACUUACCCUUACGAAGAAAUUUCAAAUACAGCAUUUAAAAAGAAAACACCCGCUUUAAGUUGCAGUUAUGAAAUUACUCUGAUCUUAUCUAAUACUUAUUCAAGUCGUAUGUCUCGUCAUUUAACAAAAUAUUAUUCAGAAAUUUUAUAUUCAAUUACCAAUAAAAAUAUCGAGGAACCCAACUAUAUUAGCUCAAAAUCUAUUCAAUUUAAUAUCCUAGAGAAAUUGAACAAAUUAGUUAUAAACAUAUGGCUCUUAUUCCCUGAAAUGUUAUCAUCCAUUAUCGGUUUCAUAUAUCACGAACUGUGUUCGGAGGAUGAGAUAUUACGAUUAAAAUCUACUAAGCUAGUUAGUGAACUUCUAUCGAGACAAAGCAGCAAUAAUGCUUCAAUUAAUUUUAUUAGUAGCUAUAAAGAUUGUUAUGAUGCAUGGUUAUUAAAGAUCGCUGAUAUUGAUGUUGAUGUUAGAAUCCAAUGGGUCGAAUCAAUACCAAAAUUAUUAUCUUGUAAAAAUUCCAUGGACUUAGCUUCUGAUUUAAACAAGGCUUUGUCAAAAACAUUAGUUGAUAAUGAUUUUAAAGUGCGUAAAUCAUCUGUCAUGAUCUUUGUGAGGACUCCAAUUCAUGACAUAUGGAAAAUUCUUACAAAUCCAUUAAUCUAUUCAUCAUUACUAUAUCUAACAAGAGAAAAAGUAAAAGAGGUUCGUGAAAUUUCAAUAUUGGCUGUUUCUCAAUUUUUUUCAAGCUCUUUAAAGCACAUUGAGCGUAAUUCAACUAACAAGCCUGUAUGGGAUAUUUUGGAUACAAUCCCCUCUGUUUUAUUCAAUUUAUAUUAUAUCAACGAUUUAAACAUUAAUGAACAAGUAGAUUUAAUGGUGUUUAAAUACAUACUACCGAUAGAUAGUAACGAAAAGACAAGGAUUUUAAGGCUUCUACAUGUAUUAAAAGGUUUUGAUAAGAAGGCAUUUUCCUCAUUUUUUGCCUUUAAUAGAAGGCAAUUGCAAAUGUCUAUUGCCCUGAAUAAGUUUUUACAAUUUUCAAAACUAUUAAACACCAAUAUAGCCCAAAGUGAAGAUGAGCGUCACCAAGAAUUAGAAACAAUAAGGGUGAAAUAUCAGAAAGUUAUCGAUUGGCUAGCAAAUACAAUGUCAGAUAGAGAAAAAACAGUUAUUUCUCUAGAAACAAUUAAAAAUUUAAAUGAUCAAAGAAUAUUUUUUUUACUUGAAACUUGUACGAAGUCGGAUGUAAACUUCACAACCUUAAAAAAUAGCUUUUCUGAAUUAAUGAGCAAAUUACAAGACCCACAAUUGUUCAAAAAACAUAAGUUGCAAAUGUUAUCCAAUAUUAUUCCAAAAGAUAUUGCUAAACAGUUAGAAAUCUUACUUUAUCGUUCAUCUCCAGUAAUUUAUAAUAUUUCAAACGUUAAUGCACUUUUAAACCUGGGGGAUAGUAUUGAUAAAUUAGAAACUGAAACUAAGCAAAAAUUAUUGGAUGAAAUAUCGACUGUUAAUCCUGCCUUGUUCAAAGAUCAGCUUCUUACAUUGAAGGAUAUAAUCUGUGACCCAGACUUCUAUGUUAAUGAUACAAAAGAAAAAUCUGCACUUUAUGAUGCUUUGAAAACACUGUAUAAAACUUCGAAAGUUCUAACAGAACAAAAUCCUUUAAGUAGUGACAAUAAUGACAUGUUUAUUUCUAGGUUAAAAGAUAUUUCUUUAGAAGGUUCUCCGUUUGAGAGUAAAUAUGCCAUAAAGUUGAUCUCAAAAUUACCUGAUUCUGAAACAAUAAUGAAAGAAUUGAAAACUUUAGUAUUGCCAUUAAAUGUGGGCACAUGUAAAAACUUUGCAUCUCAUAUUGUUGUUCUAACUGAAAUUUUCAAAGCCUUCCCUCAUAUUGUUGAUGAUGAGUCAACAGAUAUCAUUAGCUAUUUGAUUAAAGAAGUUUUAUUGUCAAACCAAGUAGUUGGUGAAGAUGAUGAGGCAAGUGGGUGGGUUGAAGAGCAAGAACUCUCAAGAGUAGAAUAUUUGUCCUUGGUCUCUAAAUUGGCUGUUUUGAAACUUUUUACAAACAAACUAAAGGUAUUGGCAUCCGAAAAUACAGAUAAUAAAUCUACUGAAGUGUUUAUUUUAAAAACGAUGAAACUUUUCUUUUACUUAAUUGCCAGUGGUGGUGAAUUAAUUGCUGAAACUAACAAAGAGAAUUACCCUACACCAGCCAAGUUUCAAACAAGAUUAAGAUGUCAAGCAGGUUUACAAGUGUUAAAAUUAGCAAAGAAUCAUAAAUUAAGUCAAUUGAUUACUCCUACAGAUGUCAAUAAAUUAAUCAAUUUGGUAGAAGAUGAAUGCUUAUCUGUCAGAAAAAUAUUUUUGAAAAAGUUAAAAGACUAUAUUUCAAAUGAAUUAAUAUCAAUUAAAUUUUUCCCUCUGAUAUUUUUCACAGCAUAUGAACCAGAUACUGAGCUAAAAGCAGACACUAAAAAAUGGGUAAAUUACACAUUUACGAAGGAAUCAUUCAAAAAUGGUACAUAUUUGGAGCGCACUCUUCCUAGAUUGAUACAUGCUAUUGCACAUCAUUCAGAUAUCAUAGAAGGUUUUGAAUCAGAAGAAGAUGAUGAUUUAUUGAAUGCAUUAAUAAACGCUAUUGACUAUUUAAUCUUUUAUUUUGAUUCUAUUGCUGCCCAAGAAAAUUUUAACCUUCUUUAUUACUUAUCUGAAAGAGUGAAAAAUUACCAAGAUAAGAUUACUGAUGAUAAUGAGGGAAAUGAUGAUGGUACGACAGAGGAAGAAAAUAUGCAUAAUAGUAAUCAAAUAUUUGAAACUUCCAAGAGAAUGUAUAUGGUUAGUGAACUUGCUCAAAUGGUUCUUUUGCAAUUAAAAGAGAAAAGAAAUUGGCAGCAUUCAGCUUAUCCUGGGAAAUUAAACCUGUCAAGUGAUAUAUUCUUGCCAUUCAUAUCUGGACAAGAAACAAGAACAGUUUUAAAAACUUAUUUGCCUGAUAAAUUUGCUGCAAAGUUACAAAAUAAUAUUAGAACAAAAGUUCAUCGCAUUACACAUACAUCUCAAACCCAGAGACAACGAGCCCAAAAAAGAAUGUUAGAAACAGAACAUAUUGAAGCUUCAAAAAAGAAGAAGCACGAAAGUAAAUCGUUGAAAAAGAAAAGAUCGGUUGCUGAUGAUGACAGUGAAUCUGAAGGUAGUAAUAGCGAUGAAAAUUAUGACCCAUCUGGUAAAAGUAAGGCUUAUAGGACAACGGUAAAAAAGAAUCUACGACAAAGGAAAAAGGUAAACUAUAAUGAUGGUGGAAGUAGUGGUGAUGAAGAUAAUUCUCUGGAAUAUAUGAUAUAG
This is a messenger RNA of Henningerozyma blattae CBS 6284, 3939 nucleotides long. RefSeq names its product sister chromatid cohesion factor PDS5 (gene PDS5). Gene Ontology annotation, biological process: DNA repair; mitotic sister chromatid cohesion. Gene Ontology annotation, cellular component: chromatin; nucleus. The record is from RefSeq and is a predicted model, not a curated record. The transcript has a single exon. The coding region runs from base 1 to 3939 and encodes 1312 amino acids. Lineage: Eukaryota; Fungi; Ascomycota; Saccharomycetes; Saccharomycetales; Saccharomycetaceae.